AAGUGAAUGGAAGAGACUCUGUUUGUGUUUUAAGUGAUGGCACCAUAGUUGAAAUUCUAAACAUUGUCUGUCCUGCCAAUACUCAAGAAGCGUGCAUACUCGGCAGAAAAUUCAUCGAGAAGCACGACCUCUACACCUAUCCUUGCAAGUCAACAAUGCUUGGGAUCUGUAAAGUGUCACGCAUGUCGGUGUUGCAGUCGUGGCCACUGUCAAGUGUUCAAUUCAAAUGCGUGAGACUACCUUUCGAAACUGCGCAUGUCAUUAUUCCUUUGCACCACACUACAUAGGAUGUUCCGCAUCAAGGUCAAUUUCUCCUCAUUUUAGAUGAAAAGUCCUUUGCCAUCGUGAAAUUCCCAGAUGAAGAUGACUGCAUUGGAAUAAUUCAUGUCAACUGGCUUUGUGGCGGUGGCGUAUGCAUGUGGCCCCCGCAAAGAAACGCAACAAAGCUACGUGCUCUAAUUGAAGAAGGGAGAAUGCUAACUGAGAAUUGGACGAGACAGAAAUGCAAACCAUUGGGACUCUUCUGCACCUAUGAACAGGCAAGGCGGAGGCUUCCCCUUGCGGAAGUCACUUCUGACCUUUCAACAGACCAAGACCUCGGACGCGGAAAGCGGAAGCGUGUCGCCAGAACCAUUAGCAGCUCUGAAGAUGAAGACUCUAGCCUUCUUCCCGAUCCUCCUACUCCACCACUGUAUAUGACAACCCUGCCAAAACAAAAAGUCAGCACACCGUCCAGCUGCAGUGAUGUAUCACAAACACCUCUGAAGGGCUACAGCAGAGGCACAGCACUCAACAUCUUGGGCAGUGAUGCAGACUGUGCUGACGAGGAAGACCACACAAUGACAUGCAGAAUAAUUCGUGGAUCAGCGGCCACUGCUUCUUCAUCCAGCAGUCAGCGGUGUUCAGUAACCACUGUACAAGACCGGUUUGGCACGGCAUCUGAUGUUGGAAUGAGCAAUGUUGGGCUGUCCAAUGAGCAGUGCAGAAGUGACCAGAGGUCACCUCCUGUGCUUGUUUCAAGAAGUGGGGUGCACCACCGAGAUAAAGGCCAGACAAACACACUACCAGGGAGUGCUGAUGCUACAGCUUUUCAGAAACGCGUGCUGUCGUUGCUCCACUUCAUCAGGUAUGAAGUUCAAGACCAUUCGGGCCUUCUUACGCGCAUUCUGUCAAAGUUAGACAGCUACAAGGGUGAGGAGGAAGAGGAAAAACUAUUUGGUGAACCCACCGACAGCCUUAGCGACUUUCUGGAGUUCGACAAGGAGCUUCGGGUUGGAAAGCAAAAGCAGGUUCAAGUGCGUACCUUCCUUGGAAAGUUUGGAGGCCGUGACACUGCGGACCAAGUGGCACGGAUGCUUUCACGUGUACUUACCGACAACUUGGCCACUGAGUUCAGCUGGUGCGGAGCAAGGGGCAAACAAGCCUUCAAGGACCUUGCCUUUGUUGACAUACUGUGCGAAUCUGUGACAUCCUCAUCAGCAAAGCACAAGGAGAAUGCGACCUUCAGAGACGUUGAAGAAGCAGUAAAAUCGUGGCUGCGUCACGCAAAGGAAAGGAUGGACCGGAAGACAGAACGGGCAGCCAAAAUGUCAUCAUAAGCGUCACCAUAAGCUUUACCUGACAAGGUUCAGAUGCAGCAGACUGUGCCAUUUGCAGAUUUUGUGAUCUAAUUGUUUGCACUUGCUUCACACAACUAUUGCAACAGACAACACAAAUGUGAUGUAUGAGUACAUUUCAAGUGUUGUCAUAGUUGUCAUAAUAAAGCGGGGUCUGAGGCCUCCCCUUCAGUCUUGGAUUACACAGCUGUAGCACUGGGGGAGACGUCCUUUGUGGAUAGUGUGGGAAGUCGCUUCCGAAUGCAUGUGCCUUGAAUUUGUCUGUUCCCCACCUGCGUUCAAGAGCUACUGUCCUAGCAUUAUCAAAGACAAAGGUCAUAUCAGUAACUUUCUGCUUAAAUUUGUAAUGCUCUAGUUUCCGCUGUACAACAUGUACUACAGGGGGCAUUAAAAACUCUGACAGAUUGGAAGAACAUAAACAGAAUAUUAUGAGGCCUCGGACGGAUAAUUGUUGUAUGCGGUUGUUGAUUACUGAAAGGAUGGGAACGUGUUUGUCUUUGGUAUUCCUCGGACACUAGCUCUUGCAAACAGGUGGCGAACAAAAAAAUGUCUAAUGAUAAGGCACGUAAAUUCUGAAGCUACUUCCCACAAUAGCAACAAAUGGCCGCUCCCCAAUUGCUACAGGAGUGUGAUCCAACAUUGAAAGUAUACCCCAGACCAUGCUCUGCUGUGACAACUGUCGCACCACAUUCCAAGCCUCCCCUCGCGACAAAAUGUCCCAUUCAUUAUCAUGAAAGCGAAUCGUCGUUCUUAGAGCAAUUGAAACAUCACGUAUUUGUAUGAUCUCUUGCUGUUGUUGUGCGUAGCGGUGCAGAUUUCAUGACGAUAUCUCUCGACCUCUGUUCCGUUUUCAGUUGCAUUGCAGUUGGUUGAUACAGUUACCUCUCACAUAUGGUGCUACACAAGGUGUUUUAGAGAAAUUAUGCAUUUGUCUGGUCAGACAUAUGUAGUUGCAAAAGUGUUAUAAUCAGUCAUUUGAUAAGUCUCAUGCUAGCUCGGGCAGUGAGACACCUACAUGCGCAUUCCUACAGUUCCCUUCAAAGAAACUGUUUAUUAGUAUGCUUCCGUGGUUGAGGCACACCAGUGCUUCAUUUUUUGUUGCUGUUUUUACUCUGCACAAUAUAUACAGUGCGGUGAAGCCUUGGGUUGUAAUUUAAUUUUUGAGUGAAUAUAUAUUCUCUCUCAUAUUCAGACUCAACAUUUUUCAUGGAGUGUCUACUCAGGAGUCAGCUUUCUAGUCAGAAGCUUUUGCAAAGUGUGAAGGGCUUGUGUAUUUGUAAAGAGGAGUUGUGUUUUUUUGCAUUUGUAUGGUUGCCCUUUGUUGCUCCUGUCAUCGGGCUUCCGAAACUUGUGAUAUCUAGCAUGAAGAAACAUGCUCACUCUACUUUUUAGAUCCUCCUCAUGUGUAUUUAUGUAUAUGUAGCUCUUUUUUUUAAUUCUAAGCAACGGCAGUGUGUCACUU
Molecule: messenger RNA, 3078 nt
Organism: Ornithodoros turicata
Lineage: Eukaryota; Metazoa; Arthropoda; Arachnida; Ixodida; Argasidae
Exons: 10
Coding region: 417-1598 (393 amino acids)
Source: RefSeq, a predicted model, not a curated record